This is a messenger RNA of Glarea lozoyensis ATCC 20868, 1851 nucleotides long. RefSeq lists its product as uncharacterized. NCBI's taxonomy places the organism in Eukaryota, Fungi, Ascomycota, Leotiomycetes, Helotiales, Helotiaceae. Bases 1 to 1851 code for a protein of 616 amino acids. The record is from RefSeq and is a predicted model, not a curated record. The transcript has a single exon.
AUGCGCCUGCUAAACACCAAAACUCUAGUACUCGAGGAUUUCUUCGAAGAUGCGACUCCAGCUUAUGCUAUCCUAUCGCACACUUGGGAGACGGAAGAAGUGACUUAUCAAGACAUGCAAGGAAUUAUGAAAGGGACAACUAAUCCUCAGGAAGUCCGGUUAGGCUAUAGCAAGAUUCAGCAUUGCUGCAAACAAGCUGAUAAAGAUGGUUACGAUUAUGUCUGGAUUGACACGUGCUGCAUCGACAAAAGUAGCAGUGCUGAGCUUUCGGAAGCUAUCAAUAGCAUGUAUGUCUGGUACCAAAAUGCUGCUAUCUGCUAUGCCUAUCUUUCUGACGCUAAAAUAUUCCUUCGAGUCACGUCAGUUUUUGGAACGCAAUUGUUUAAUGAUGAAGCCGGGAUCGAUUUCGAGGAACUGUUACGAGAUUGCAGAUGGUUUACCAGAGGUUGGACUCUACAAGAGUUGAUCGCCCCUUCACGAGUUGAUUUCUACGAUCAGAACUGGGAGUUGAUUGGCGAGAAAGGUCAAUUGAGUUGUGUUCUCUCUCGGAUAACCGGAAUCGACAAUGAGACUUUGGCAGGGGGAAAUGUGAAGGAGGUCAGCGUCGCUAAGAGGAUGUCUUGGGCUUCGAAAAGGGUGACAACAAGAGCUGAGGAUAUUGCGUACUGCCUGCUGGGCAUAUUUGGCGUUAACUUACCUUUACUAUACGGCGAGGGCAAAAAAGCCUUCACUCGUCUCCAGGAGGAAAUUAUGAAGAAUUCGGACGAUCAAUCACUGUUUGCUUGGGAGGAGAGUCCUCAAAUGGACAGCAUUCCUCAUGACCAGGAAGUUGCUAUCACCAUUACCACAGAUGACGACCAAGAACCAGAAGUGAUUCUUCCUCGGUAUCAUGCCACCGAAAGCUCCGAGAGUCGACGAAGAGGUUUGAGCGGAUUCCUCGCACCGUCGCCUGGGAAUUUCGAAAAUGCUGGCUCCAUUGUGCCAUAUCGAAAUUGGGAAAUCUCUACACCUUACUCAAUGACAAAUCAAGGUUUGCGUGUGCAAUUGGAAAUCAUCCGGUAUGGGGAAACCGACGACUACAUCGGAAUCCUACAAUGUCACUACGAAGACAAUUAUCUUGGCCCCCUCGGCGUAUACAUUCGGUCAAUAGUCUCUGCCAGAGGCGACCAGUUUGCUCGAGAUACUUUCCGCCUCAAACCGGUGAUCGUUGUACCUGAGCAUGUAGCUCUUGCAAAGCUGAGGACAAUAUACAUUAGACAAGAAAUACUGCUCCCUAGUGCGAGAGACUAUGAUCGCACGAAUCAGUUCCUAAUUCGGACGAUGCCAAGAGAAGAUUAUGAGCUUACCAAGGUCGAACCACACGGGGCAUGGCACGAAACACAAAGAAUUCUUCGCUGUUCUGAAGGUGGCUAUCUGUACUUCACUUGCAACCCUAGAGGCUACACCACGGUGCCACUCCCGUUCGUCGUUGUAUUGAGAGCCUUCGAUGAUGACACAACUAAUAUAGGGUUACCCGAGUACUCCUGUCAAAUUUUCAUACCUCGCGACGAUGAAGAAUGGGAAGAGAAGCUUUCGAAAGCUCCUUCGCCUAUCGAUUAUAAUUCUGGCACAGCAGUUUCGCACAGCUCGCAAAUGGACCUCAAUCCGUGGGACCAUUCGAAUAGGUUAACUGCACUUGCAAAAAUUAGCAAAGAGAAAUUCAUGGGACAAACAAUGAUGGUCGUUGAUAUUGAUAUCAGAUCCGUUCGACUCCGACGGAUUCCUUUCUUCGCGACUGACCCCUCUGCAACUUCGGAAGAGUUGCUUGAUGAUCGGGCUUGGCCUGCUCAAAGUACAAAAACGGAUAUUUAG